This is a messenger RNA of Dinoponera quadriceps, 1311 nucleotides long. RefSeq names its product CDGSH iron-sulfur domain-containing protein 2 homolog (gene Cisd2). The record is from RefSeq and is a predicted model, not a curated record. Gene Ontology annotation, molecular function: 2 iron, 2 sulfur cluster binding. Gene Ontology annotation, cellular component: mitochondrial outer membrane; intracellular membrane-bounded organelle. Bases 98 to 499 code for a protein of 133 amino acids. Gene Ontology annotation, biological process: regulation of autophagy. NCBI's taxonomy places the organism in Eukaryota, Metazoa, Arthropoda, Insecta, Hymenoptera, Formicidae. The transcript is spliced from 4 exons.
ACGGAAGGUCGAAUAUGUAUUCCACUUUCUCUCUCGAUCCAGCACUGUUCGCGCCCGCUAGCGAACGCAGUUACCACCGUCAGUAAGCAGAGUGAACAUGGAGCCGAUCGCACACCUCGUGAAAGUGUCUGUUCCGAACUACCUUGCUGGCCUACCGAUCCCCGAAUCGAUAGGCGGCUGGUUUCGUUUGGGAGUAAAGGACUGGCUCGCUCUGGUGCCGCCCACCGCCGCCCUUGCCGGACUCGGAUACAUGUCCUAUCGAGCAUUUUGUCCGCAUGCUAGGCCUGCGCCAUGUGGAUUGGUGAACCUGAAACUGAAGAAAGAUGUGGCUAAAGUAGUGGAUACAAUCGACAUCGAGGACAUCUCUGAGAAGGCCGUAUUCUGCCGCUGUUGGAGAUCUGAAAACUUUCCAUACUGUGACGGUAGCCACGGACGUCACAAUAAGGAGCACAACGAUAAUGUAGGCCCGCUCGUCAUCACAGACAACGCAGGAGAUUAAUAAGAAAGCCAGCUGAUAUUGAUCGUUUGCUACGAUCGCUGUAAGAUAGCUACUUGUGCGCUGAGAUAAAGAUAAACAAAUAAACAAAAAAUGCAGGAGACAUUUUUACUCUAUUGUACAGUAUGAAAACGAAUCAAUUUGUAGGGAAUAAUUCAAUUUUACAUUAUAUUAAUUUUGUAUUUUGCAACUGUUAAUUAGCACUUGAUAUUUAUUCUUAUAUUUUAGUUUAUAUUUAGCACAAAGCUAUAUAUUAGCUUAUAUUUUCAGAAGCGACAACAUUAGUUUUGAAAAUAUAUAUUUUUCAAUUAUAGGUAGAUGGCAGUUGUAAUUCGAUGAAGAUUCGAUCGCUUUUAUUACAUUAUCAUAUAUAUUUUGAUUUAAAAUAUUUUAACGAAAAAUCAUAUUAAUUAACACGUUCGAUACAAAAGGUUGUAUGUACUCACCCUGUAUAAAUGCAAGUUCCUAUAUAAUAUUGAUUCUUCAAAGAAGACGGCACCUACGAAGACAAUAUAAAUACACGUGAAAAUUAUAAAUAUUAUAAUUAUUCACUUUCAAGUGUUAAAAGCGUUAAAAGUUUAUAUAACAAAAUAAGAAUUAUUACCCUUCAGAUUAUUCAUUUGUCACACUGUACGUUGUAGAUAUAUCUCGUCUUUUUAUUUUUUAAGCUGUGGUUACGAAGAAGUUUUUAAAUAAAUUUAUUCUAUACUUGGUGAUCUUACUUGAUAUUUAAUAUUUUACCUGAAAAUGUUUACCUUUUAAGGUUCAGUUGAAUGUAUCAAUAAACAGUUCUAUUUCAAAUAUCAGAGAUACUA